UCGUGUAGCGGCCACAAACAGGAAGAAAACAUCCAGCUGUUAUCAAAGCACGGAGAGCUCUGGUUAGCGUAGCAACCCUUGUAGCAGUGGCUCCGUAAUGAAACGGCUUUGAGAGUCGGGAAUAAACCAGUGCUUUAUCAUGCUGUGUCCGCAGUGGUGACUGUAUCGAGUGACACUCAAGGAAUUUAAUUGUGUUCGGCUUUCCUCCGGUCCGAGUGUAGAAACAAGGUGUGAAUGAGUGACGUGGUGCCUCCCACAGCCCUCAGUGAAGUCCAGCUCCGCUUCCUUUGCCACGAUGACAUAGAGAACGUUAAGCUGCUCUGUGGUGAUUGGUUCCCAAUCGAGUACCCAGACUCAUGGUAUCAGGACAUCACCUCCAACAAGAAGUUCUUCUCCCUCGCUGCCACCUACAGAGGAGGCAUCGUGGGAAUGAUUGUGGCCGAGAUCAAAGGUCGGACCAAAGUACACAAAGAGGAUGGAGACAUCCUGGCCUCCAGUUUCCCCGUGGACACACAGGUAGCCUACAUCCUCAGCCUGGGAGUGGUCAAAGAGUUCAGGAAACAUGGCAUAGGCUCACUGCUGCUGGACAGUUUGAAGGAGCACAUAUCGACGACAGCCCAGGACCACUGUAAGGCAAUCUACCUACACGUUCUCACCACGAACAACACUGCCAUCAACUUCUACGAGAACAGGGACUUCAGGCAGCACCACUACCUACCCUACUACUACUCCAUCCGAGGCGUCCUCAAAGAUGGAUUCACAUAUGUGCUCUACAUCAACGGGGGUCAUCCACCCUGGACAAUAUUUGAUUAUAUCCAGCACAUCGGUUCAACCCUGGCCAGCCUGAGCCCCUGCUCCAUCCCUCAGAGGCUGUACCGACAGGCCCAGUCCCUGCUGCGCUCGCUGCUCCCCUGGUCCAAUAUCGCCUCCAAGACCGGCAUCCAGUACAGCAGAACAAUGUGACACAGCAUGUCACACAGAUGUUCCCGUCAGUCUUCCCCUGUACACGCCGAGAUGUACACGCACACUCACAUUCUCCUACAGCUUUCCACACCCUGUGUGACACACAGGACCUCAGGUUCAACCUGCAUUUGACCGUUCACAUAUUUCAGCGCCCACUGAUUUACAGGGUUUGUUUCACUGCAGGGUCAUGAAAUGUGCAGUGUUGUUUUCACACUGACAGACAGUGGGAGUUACGGUUACAAACCACUGUUUUCUUGAUUUAAUCAGAUCCUCUACUCGCCCAUAUAUACAUAUCACACUGUCCCAUUUGUGCUCCAGCUGUAAUCUGAGUGUAGCCGAGCGGUGGCAGCCUCCCUUAGAGGCCAGGCAGCAGCGCGGAGUGGAGGACCUGCUUCAGAUACGUCAACCCUGAUGCACAAACGGCAAACACAGGUUGUAUUUUUGAUGUGGAAAGGGUGUAACACACACACUGGGAACCAAACAGAGACUACAGGUUCAGCCGAUCGUCCUGCCUCCCUUCAUCCUGUCCACCACUGUCAGAGACUAUGUACACUGUUGUAUAUUAUAUAUACUAAGAUAAUAUAUACAUUGCUCUCAAUAUGUGUGUCUAUUCUAUGCUGUUAGUAGGACUAGCUGGAAGAUAACCCAUCCCUGUCUCUUUUACGAGUAUACGCUGAAUGGGGAAGUAGAUAAGAAUAAAGGUGAUUAUAGAAAGGAAAGUUUGAGGGGCAGUUCAGUCAGAUUUAUUUCAUUUUUCUUCACAACAUUCAUGAAAUUGGCACUCUGUUGUAAUUGUAAUGGUAACGUACGGUCACAUUUCUAAGCAAACAAAAAAGGACUCUGCAUUGUUUCUGUUGUAUGAUCCAGAUGGGAAUGAGAGAGAGUAGCUUGGGUGCUUAUUUUAGGGGUUUUUUAAUGUAACUGGCUGCAGCCCAGUUGGUCUGUGACGUUGCUGCUAAUGUAGAGAAAUGUUUGUUCAGAUUGUUUUCUUUUUUUAAUUUGUCCCAGGUUAAAUUUUUAUGUCGGCCUGUAGAAGAGCUGAAGAAAAGCAUCGUCCACCACACGUGCCUGCAUGCAUGCAGGUGUGUACGUAUAAGCACACAGAGUCCCAAAAUUAGAACCUAGCAAGUGCCAAAGUUUGGGGGUGAAAGACAAAUAUCGCUGAUUAAUGUUGUCAGAAAGCAGCGGUGAGGUUUCUUCAUUUUGUUAGAGCUCCGUUGGACUUUACACAAAACCUGCUCCACUGUAUCAGAGAGCAACAAUGUUUGAUUUGGUACAUGGCACAGCACUGAAUGAGGUCAGGGGGACUGUGAAAACAAAAACAUAAUCACAGUUCGGGUGUUCAUCUCUCACUUCACCAGCCCCGAGGGUUUCUGAAAACAUCUGACAUUGUUUAUGCAAUAAAUUUGUGUCACCUGAGUGAGUCGGAGUUGCCCUGCUGUAGGACGACAGUGUUCUACUGUUUUCAUUGUGAUUGUCUUAUUAUCAUAAACUUGAGCCUUGUUUUCAUUCCAA
This is a messenger RNA of Pundamilia nyererei, 2478 nucleotides long. RefSeq names its product N-alpha-acetyltransferase 60, NatF catalytic subunit (gene naa60). Gene Ontology annotation, biological process: N-terminal peptidyl-methionine acetylation. Lineage: Eukaryota; Metazoa; Chordata; Actinopteri; Cichliformes; Cichlidae. Gene Ontology annotation, cellular component: Golgi membrane. The transcript is spliced from 7 exons. The record is from RefSeq and is a predicted model, not a curated record. Gene Ontology annotation, molecular function: protein-N-terminal amino-acid acetyltransferase activity; histone acetyltransferase activity. The coding region runs from base 235 to 963 and encodes 242 amino acids.